GUUUGGACAGAAACUCACCCUGCUCAACACACAAGAACAUUAUCACAAGGACUAACUGCUCUGGCUUGUAGUUCUCUCCACGGAAGCACAUUGGAUUACAUCUUGCAAAGACUCUGGAACAGUCCGAUUUGGAAUUUACUUUUUUGGGGCGAUUCCUGUGGAUUAUACUAUUCAAACUCUCGAAGUCAAUAUGACACUGGAAGAAGUCGUUGGAUGCAACAUAACCGAUAAGAAAAUGGAGACCGUGAGUCAAGCGUUAGAAGAGCUGCUGGCCGCAGCCCAAAGGCAAGACUGCCUUACAGUAGGAGUCUACGAGUCGGCGAAACUAAUGAAUGUUGAUCCAGACAGCGUGGUGUUGUGCGUGCUGGCUACGGAUGAGGAGGACGAGGAUGAUAUCGCGCUGCAGAUCCACUUCACCCUCAUCCAGGCAUUCUGCUGCGACAACGACAUCAACAUCCUGCGUGUGUCCGGAAUCAGUCGCCUAGCUAAGGUUCUCUGCGAGCCCACCACCGCUGACAACAACGCCAACGAACCGAAAGACCUGCACUGCAUUCUUGUCACGAAUCCUCAGUGCCAGCCAUUGAAGUGCCAGGCUCUUCAGGAGGUGGGCAGUUACUGCAAGGAGAGUCGCUGCAAGAACCAAUGGGUGCCCUACCUUUCCCUGCAAGAACGUUGAACGCAUUUCGCCGCUAUUAUAUUAGUUGGUUAAGAUGGGAAAAAUGGAACAAGAACCGUCAUUCUUGAAGAAUGAGAAGGGUGCUCGCGGUGGGCUGUAAUGCCCGCUGUGGACGGGGCUGCUCUGACUGCUGCUUCGUCGCGCGAGGGUGCUGCGAAUGUGAGAGGAACGUUCCAGGGACUUACGCGCGUUGCGCAUUUGCCCCGUCUCUUCCUCCGCGAAAAGGAAAGUGGCUGCGUCGGAGAGGUGGAACGAGUCGUGACGAGAGUUUGUCGCUCGCUCACUUGCCCAAGCUGAGUCAAAGCACGGGAGUGAACGCAGCGGCGUGGGCGCGCGCCUUCGCUUUCCAGUGUGUGGCAGCAACUGUAUGCAAUGCAUCGGUGUUGAUUUUAGACCUCGUAACUGGUCGUGUGUAAACCUUCCGCCAUCAACUUGUGGACUGUAGUCUUUAGUGGAAUGCACCGUGAAUAUUGUACUUUUGGACUCCCAGUUUGAAAAGCUUUGUGACGAGGAUCGGCAGCACACGUGGAAUGCAACUGCUGAUGCAAGACUGAUAUGGAAACUAAAAACUGUAACAUGAACUCUGUUUGGUAUCGAUGAAGGGGAAACUGCACAUUAAAUGAAUUGUCUGUUAAUUUAUUGCUCAUAACUUAAGAGUAAUAUAUGUAUUUGGACCAGACGUUUUGCAAAUAAAUUAUUGAACGAAA
Messenger RNA from Alosa alosa (allis shad), 1383 nucleotides. Its product is annotated as growth arrest and DNA damage-inducible protein GADD45 beta-like. Bases 191 to 676 code for a protein of 161 amino acids. The record is from RefSeq and is a predicted model, not a curated record. The transcript has 4 exons. Gene Ontology annotation, biological process: regulation of cell cycle. Gene Ontology annotation, cellular component: cytoplasm; nucleus. NCBI's taxonomy places the organism in Eukaryota, Metazoa, Chordata, Actinopteri, Clupeiformes, Clupeidae.